This is a messenger RNA of Colletotrichum orchidophilum, 1731 nucleotides long. Its product is annotated as amino acid permease. Bases 1 to 1731 code for a protein of 576 amino acids. Gene Ontology annotation, biological process: amino acid transmembrane transport. The transcript has 4 exons. Gene Ontology annotation, molecular function: amino acid transmembrane transporter activity. Gene Ontology annotation, cellular component: membrane. NCBI's taxonomy places the organism in Eukaryota, Fungi, Ascomycota, Sordariomycetes, Glomerellales, Glomerellaceae. The record is from RefSeq and is a predicted model, not a curated record.
AUGGCUGCUUCCGAAGGGGUUGUCCCCACCAAGAUCGAGGCCGACGAGAAGGCCACCGGUGGCCUUCCUGGCUAUGAAACUGGCAGUGGCCAGGAGAUCCGAGGAGAUAUCAGCGAGGAAAGUUGGGCAACACGCAGUGGCCUGAACUUGAAGUCCUUCACAAAGCGCGAUUAUGGCCGCGGCAUCGUCGAGCUCGACCGUUCCAUGAGCUCUCGCCAUCUCCACAUGAUCGCUAUCGGUGGAUCCAUUGGUGCUGGCUUCUUCGUCGGUUCCGGCGGUGCUCUGAGCAAGGGUGGUCCGGGAUCGGUUUUGAUCGACUUCCUUAUCGUCGGCAUCAUGAUGUUCAACGUCGUGUACGCUCUGGGUGAACUCGCUGUCAUGUACCCCGUUUCCGGUGGCUUCUACACAUAUUCGUCUCGUUUUAUCGACCCUUCCUGGGGUUUCGCCAUGGGCUGGAACUACGUCUUCCAGUGGGCUAUCGUACUGCCGCUUGAGCUGACUGUCUCGGGUCUUGUUGUGGCCUACUGGAAUGACAGUAUCAGCGUCGCUGUCUGGAUCUCACUCUUCCUGGUCGUCAUUGUCGUCAUCAACAUUUUCGGAUCCAUUGGAUAUGCUGAAGAAGAGUUUUGGUCGUCCUGCCUCAAGCUCUCGGCCACCGUCAUUUUCAUGAUUAUCUGCCUCGUCCUCGUCCUUGGUGGCGGACCUAAGAGCGGUAGAUACAGCGAGUACCAGGGCGCAAAGUUAUGGUAUGAACCCGGUGCAUUCCGCAACGGCUUCAAGGGAUUCUGCUCCGUCUUCGUCACGGCCGCUUUCUCCUUCUCCGGUACCGAGCUGGUCGGUCUCGCUGCCGCUGAGGCGAAGAACCCUGUCAAGACGCUCCCCGGAGCCAUUAAGCAGGUGUUCUGGCGUAUCUCGCUCUUCUACAUCCUGGGCCUCUUCUUCGUCGGUCUGCUGAUCCCCUCCAACGACCCCGCGCUGCUGUCCGAGUCAGCCUACUCCGACGUCAAGGCUUCUCCCUUCGUGUUGGUUGGCAAGUACGCCGGUCUCGUGGGCUUCGACCACUUCAUGAACGUGGUCAUUCUCGUCUCUGUUGUGUCAAUUGGUGUGUCGGGUGUCUACGGUGGUUCGCGCACCCUCACCGCGCUGGCCCAACAAGGGUAUGCGCCCAAGAUCUUCACGUACAUCGACAAGUCAGGACGUCCUUUGCCAUCCGUCAUAGCCGUCAUCAUCUUCUCGCCGUUGGCGUACAUCAACCUCAGCGCGAGCGGCCCUGUUGUGUUUGACUGGCUUCAGGCUCUCUCUGGUCUGGCCGCGGUCUUCACCUGGGGAUCUAUUUGUCUGGCGCAUAUUCGCUUCCGCAAGGCGUGGGCGUACCACGGCCACACGGUUGACGAGAUUCCGUUCAAGGCCAUUGGCGGCGUUGCAGGCUCCUGGAUUGGUCUGAUUUUGUGCUUCGUCGUGCUUGCUGCUCAGUUCUAUACUGCCAUCGCGCCUCCCGGCACCAGCAAGCUUAACGACGCUGAAGGCUUCUUCAAGGCAUACCUCGCUCUCCCCGUUGUUAUCGCUUUCUGGCUCGGUGGCUUCCUCUGGAAGCGCACUGGCUGGCUCCGUACCGCUCAGAUUGACGUCGACAGUGGCCGACGUGAGCUUGACUGGGAUGAGAUCCACGCGUACCGUGCACACAUGGCUUCACUGCCGGCGUGGAGACGCGCUCUCUCCAAGGUGUGGUAA